AAGACAGAGUAUGAACGCCUCGAACAGCUGUACUCGUUGAACAGAGAGGAUUUUCGCUGGAAAUUCCUCAAUCUCAUCGCUUGGUCGCUGGAAUUUGUUUGAGAAAAACACCGAUUCGUCCUCAUACAAAGAAGAACUACUGAACUAGUAAGCUUGAUUUUAAAGUUCGGACAGCAAAUCCACAGCUAGUAUGUAAAACCUCACCGAUCAAAAGAACCUAGUCCAUGAAGGCCGGAUGUUGUAUUGAGACUAGUUCUAACUAAAAGACAUUGUAUUAGUAUUGGAUCACUGUCAACAUGUGUCUUAUGAGCUGCAUUGGAAAGUGYAUCGGGGGAUUUUGCAAAUGCUUCGGUAAAACUCUUAUGGGACUAUGCCGUGCUAUMUGCCGGUGUUUUUGCAAUCCCUUAUCCCCUGGUGCGGGGUUYUUCUGUCAGAUUAUCCUAUACGCGCUAUUCCAAGGCUUCAACAUYGGUACAGAUGUCGGUAUCUUUYUGGAGACGACCAAGACKUACGCCAAGUGUUACGAUCUCGCAACCACGCCCAUCUACGUAAGCAACACAACGAACCUUACAGACGACAUCUACUGCGUUAACAAGCUCGCUAAUGCAACACAAAGCAACCUUCUGGACCAGAUAGGAACUUUAAGGAUCCUYGARGGYGUGUUCUUCUUCUUUAUCUGUCUGUCUGGAGGAAUCUACGUUGUACACAUCGCUGUUUUAUUCCCCAACGCCUGCAAGCACUGGAAAGAUCCUAACUUUGAAAACAUGCUMGGAGARGCACCUGCCUACUACCAGAAGAUMUUGCAGAUUCAUACGCUGUUCCUGUUGCUUGAGAGYGUCAUUCAUGAUAUGCCAAUGUCCUCGUUAGCCAUCGAGAUGUGCGCGCAGAUGUGGGGCAUYGGAGGAAUCAACUGUUGGGAGUGCGCAUCGACGCUAGAAGGACUUCCAGGACCGCAGUCUUUGCCAAACUGUAGCCAAUGGCUGGGUUUGUUGCUAGGAUCYAUUGCUCUUGUUAGCAUCUAUAAAGGAAUUCUUCCACUCUACGCUUGGAUAGGCAACCCGUUCUGCUGGGCAUGUUAUCCACUACGAAUAUGCAUCGUCCUUCCAGCCGGCUUUCUGUACUGUGUACUCACCCUUGCUCCAGCCAUGGGUGUAGCUCUUAACCGCCUUUUCGCCGUGGAACCGUCCAUGAAGGAUGAGAUGGGAACGUUUGCUGACACGAUAUGGACCUUUGGUUUGUUCUUCUAUGGCAUCAUUGGCAUCGUGGUUUUCUUGUACUGGUUUAUGUGUGGCAAGUGCAUUUGUGUUAUGUGCUGUGAAUGUAAAAAGAAGGAUAGUAAGGAUGGUGGUGGGUGUUUGUGUUGUUAAGUGGGUAACUAGGGUUCUUCUUCCAUGUGGGAUAGUCAUAGAAGUUAAAUACUGCGCAUGUGCAGUCGCAAGUUGUGCUUACUUGAAAGGAUACAAUAUAAAGUAAGAAAACUUGUUCUUUAGAGAAAUCAAAAACGAUAAUUGAGAUAGAAAUCAGCCCCAUUGGAUGCCCGAAAACCAUUUAAGGGCAAACAUCAACUUGAAAAAUUCCUGUGGAUUUUUAAUGUAAGCUUGUGAACUGCAAAUCGUGGAAUUAUUAUCAUAUAGCUUACAUAAUGAUUUGAAUCAUUACUUAGAAUUACCAAUUCAGUCAUAAGUCAUGUACUAACAGUAGUCCUAAGUUGAGGCCGGGGUAGCUAUAAUUAGUAAUUAACUGCAAGUUGUUAGCAUCAUUUUUGUAAAGAUUACUUGUACAUUUUUGUUUAAUUWAUGAACAUUUUUCAUUAAUGUGUACAUUUUUUUUAUCAAACGUACAAGAAAGUUACGUUUAAAAUUGUGUUGAUGUCAGGUACAUUCAAACAAGUUAGUAACAAUUAUUUUUGAUAAGUAAGGCUUUAAUUUAUUGUAAUAUUAUGUUAUAUAUUGACACUAUUGGUAGCCAUAGAAACCUGGUUACCAAUGUUCCCCACCCAUCCCUCUAUGGGGAAAAAUCAACUAAGAGGGGGAGGGGAGUAUGGAAUUGCAGCUGGACAGAAUUAAAUUGUAGCUUAUUUGACUUAAAUAAUAAUAAUGUUUCAUGAUUAUUUUUGUAGUUUUACUAAUAGCUUCUCAACAAAAUCAAAAAGAAGCAAAUACUACAAGAGAUUGUAAAAAAACAUUAAAUUAUUAUAACUAGAUAUCCAGCAUUUCCUACAAUAAUCUAUAUUCUUGUUGGAUUAAGUCAAGGGAAAGAAAAAUAAACUUGAAAAACUGAAA
Molecule: messenger RNA, 2282 nt
Organism: Exaiptasia diaphana
Lineage: Eukaryota; Metazoa; Cnidaria; Anthozoa; Actiniaria; Aiptasiidae
Exons: 3
Coding region: 297-1367 (356 amino acids)
Source: RefSeq, a predicted model, not a curated record